AUGGAUAUUCGAACUUCAGUAUUAUUUCAACCUUUUUCGCCAACUAAAUCGGAAAUGGAAAUUACUACAGAAACCUCUACUACAGAAAUUUAUACUGCUACGUCCAAAGUCGGUUUCGACACCUUCUCUCCUCAAGAAACGGUCUCUCGUGAAUUCUCUUUCACCUUGCAAAAAAAAGUAGCUGGCUACAAACGAACAAAAUGGUCACGUACGUUUUUAGUCGCCACCGACUUGGAAAAGUAUAGCGAUAAUGCUGUUGAGUGGCUGUUGGAAAACCUGGUGGAUAAUAGUGACGAGAUUGUUGCGCUGCGAGUUGUUCCGUUUGAUUUUAUGGACUCGAGUAUGUAUGACGGAGAUUCUAGGGUUUCAAAAAGUUCAAUGCUUUCUUCUGUCGAGACUCAGAAAGAAAAGGCAAUGGAAGACGCUAAUCAAUUAAUGCAAAAACUCAUUGAAUUGAAUGAUGAAAAAGCUUUAAAGAUUAAUAUUGUCGUGGAAUUUAUGAUUGGCAAAGUUCAAGAUACUAUUCAACACAUGAUAAAAAUGUAUCAGCCCGAAAGUUUGGUAGUUGGAACAAGAGGACGUUCACAGGCAAAAAGUUUACUUAUGGGUAGUAUAUCAAUGUACUGCUUACAAAAUUCUCCGGUGCCCGUCAUUGUUGUUCGACCGGAGAAGCGUGUGAAACAGGAACAAGAAAAAAAGUUGAAAAAGAGACAAAAAGACUUGCCUGAGCCAUCAUCGGCAUCGUUAUCUCAAGCCAUUUAUAGUACGGACAGUAGUCAAUCAGAAGAGCGAUCGACUAGUAUAAAAAGUUUGGAGGGCCUUGAAGAUACAAGCGGAGAAAUUGAAAAGACAAAGUCCUUUUGA
This is a messenger RNA of Ambispora gerdemannii, 864 nucleotides long. The record is from the annotation of a GenBank genome assembly. Lineage: Eukaryota; Fungi; Glomeromycota; Glomeromycetes; Archaeosporales; Ambisporaceae.